Molecule: messenger RNA, 3615 nt
Organism: Blumeria graminis f. sp. triticale
Lineage: Eukaryota; Fungi; Ascomycota; Leotiomycetes; Helotiales; Erysiphaceae
Source: the annotation of a GenBank genome assembly
AUGGCGAAUCCCACCAGUGCCAGUCCCACUCCUGAACCGGCCUUCAUAGCCGCAUCCGCUGCCUCGCAUAUUCUCACUACCUACCACGAAAAUAGCGGCAAAAAUCAGUAUCCAAGGUUAGCUGUAAAGCCAGUCAAUAUGGCCCCUGCAGCUCUCAAGCUAGUUAACACCUUCCUUGAUCAUCUUUUGUAUGAAAUCUUAUCUAUUUCGCCCUCAUCUACCAUUGCGGACCUGAGACAAGCUACUUAUGCGGCCCUCAAACCUAAAAUAGCGCGAGGUGCGGUUGAAGACGCAGAUCAAGAGCUCUUGAAUUAUCUCGUUGCCGGGGAGGAAGAACAUGAAUCUCUUGUUUCAUCCGCUGACCAGGAUGCUGCUAGAUGCGAGAGUCUCGAGUCUUCUUGGAGAGAAGCCAGAAUUCGAUGCAUGAUUUAUUCAUCUCUCGGAGAAGUCGAUGAACAAUGCGAGCUCACACAUAGCAGUCUAUCCAUGAACGGAAAGCCUAGCGCCCUAUUGCCGGCCAAAUAUAUAUUUUUGACAGCUGUGCUAGAGCACAUGGCUGAACAAGCCCUAAAUGCCGCCGCGAACGCCGCAAAUCAUAGAUUAAUGCUGAAGCAAACAAACAUCAGUCAUAACAAACCUCCAACACUUGCUGAGGCUGGACAAGGCCAAAUGGUUGAAGUGGCGGAUGUAGAACGGAUUGCCCUAGAUGGAACGAUGGGACGGCUGUGGAGGAUAUGGAGGAAAGGCACUCGUUCCCCGUCGACUUCUAUCUCCAAAAAUUGUUGUAUCAGUCGGAAGCCAAUUACUCACAUACCCCAAAAAAUAGAAACCUUGCUCAUCUUGCCGAGUCAUCUUACCACUCGAACUAGACGGUUCCCUACCUCCGCAAUUGGGUUAGCAUAUCUGGACCUUGCUACUAGACCCUCAAAUUCAGCUGAGAGGGAGUGUUAUCGGAGCACUCAUGUACCUGGACUGGAUGAAGUGAGACCGGAAGAAUAUUCUAGGCUAGAGGACAGACCCCUAGUAUCUAGAGAAACCUACAAAUCGCUUCCGGUUCAUCGCACGAGUCCAAUGAGGUUUUCACGCGAAGUAGAACCAAUUAGUGAACGAGGGCUCGUUAUUCAGACUAGUAUUGAGGCUCCUCUUGCAGAUGUGGAAUCUGUGUUUGCAACCAGUCACCAAAUCAAAUAUAAAUCAGACCUCUGUUGCGACUCGAAUAAAGCAACAGCUGCAUACAAAGAAAUCAAAAUCGACCAUGACCCUAAUUUGACGGAAGAUACAUCCGCCCUACUAAAAAGUCCUAGAGCAACUGUAUCCUGUGAUUUGACUAUAGAUGGUCCUUCUGGGUCCCUACACACUACACAGAAUGAAGAUUUAAAGACUAGCAAUAAUAUGGAACUCCCAAACACACAUGUAACGCUCAAUGACACACAAGCUGAUAAACAAAAAUCGCUUUUCGACGCCGAAAAAAAGUUGAAUCCUCCUACCCGAAAGAGGUCCAGUUCUUUCAAUGAAGUGUAUUCAAUAGCUCGACGUCCAACUAUUACCCGCUCAAUCAGCCUUUCAGUAACCCAAGAUCUCCGUGAUAACCAAUUACUUAAAGGUGUUAAAACUGACUCUUCCAAAGAUGCCAACUCCAAGGGAGAUUCAAUUGAUGUAUCAUCAUCUCAAACUAAUACGUUCGAUUCGACAGAUUUUCAAGUGAUACAUGAAGUUGAUAUUAUAAACCUACCCAACGCAGCAACGUUUGCGGAGGCUGUCCAAGGGAUCGAUAUAAUUCAACCUGGCCCAAGAUGCAUACCAAAAGCUAGUAAUCUAGACCAAAGACCAUCAUCACCAAUAUCACACAGGCCUUUGAAGAUAUAUACUGGUCCAUUUGUGCCUGGUGGCGACACUGAAACUAACGAGACUGACCAGCUCGUCUCUCCGGCCUCGUUCCACAGCAAAGAUUCAAAGGACCAGCUUUCGCCCGCCAGCACAGUCAGCCCUAUCGAAAAAUGCUACGAUGACUCAUUUCCAUUUCCAGAUACCAAACGCAUGAACUCUUCAUAUCAACCUACUCGAGAUAACAUUCAGGAUUACACUUAUAGUCUUCAUGAGCCUCAACGCUCUGCUCGGCCUUCUGAUACAAUGUCUGCAAAAUCAAAACGAUCAAUAUACACUUCAGGGUCUACAUCUUCAUCUGUUUCGCGUAAGCUGAGAGUAGUUCGUACGUCGGAAGAGGGUGCUAUGGAGAACUUUGAUCAACUAAUCCAAAGUGAUCAAACAAUCCAGUAUACAUUGACACCUCAGACAGUACGUGGCGUGAUUACUCCUGGACCACAUCAGGUCUCGAUUGGGCCAUCACGAAUUGACGCAAGACCUACCGCGACGAGUCCAAAAAAUUCCCUGUAUACUUCGAAAUCGGCUUCGAAGUUAUCUUUGGAAUCACUCUCAAUUUACAAUCCUGAGACACGGCUUCGAUCCAGCGUUCCUCAACCGAGAGAUGCUCGAGCCGUGCCUGAGACUUCCACCAUUGAUUUCGCUGACUUCAUUCGUAACACUGGCCCACUCGAGCCAAAUUAUCGAACACCACUGGCUCUCCAAAAAUCACCGUCAUAUACUUACACAAAAGCAAGAAACUUGGCUACAUCUAGCGAUAGUACUCUUCAUGGAAGAGCUGAUACCUUCCCGAAGUCUUCACAUUUAUCUUCGGACCGUGUUAAAGUAAAGACUCGUGAUUCGACAGCCCAGCGAGAUGAAAUAUAUAGUGAUUUAACGAACCUCGCCCGGCAAACACCAUUACUCGGCUUGGAAUGUUCGUCAGGAACAAGUGUAGAAGAUGCUGAUCAAUAUCAUGCUGACUCUGCACGACUAUCCGGUAAACCUUUGGAUAAUUCUGUCUCUGAAAUGCGAUCACUCCGGACCUCUACAUCAGUGAAUAGCUCGGUAACAUCACACAGUGCUCUCAUAGCUGCCAGAAGUAGUGUGAGACCAGGUAUUAUCCAUGAUGAGAGUUGCAAUAUAGAAGCAAAGUUGGCCCCGUCAAGCCGUGCCCUAAGAUUAAACGAUCCAUAUCAUGAUCAUUCGGAUGAGGACAAUGAGCAGGACUCGUCGCCCACAGAUCUUGACCGGAAGGAAGAUUUAAAGGAUUUCCUCAAAACAUCACCACCAUCAUCUGACUCCCCUACACUGUCAACCGGUGACAGGACAUCUGGUGGGAAGUCACUCAAAAAGAAUUUCCAUCCAAAUGUCAUAAUGUCCCUAUUUGGUCGCAAUAUGGCUAGCCACCCAUCCCAUACCAAACUCCUGAAUGGACAUUCUUCUUCACAGGCCGGCUCUGAGUUGCCACACAAGCCUUCAAAGCCGCUUGAAUUGGAGGAAGGGGCUAAUCGAGUAUUUGUUUCAAGUAACGAGCCUCGUCGUAAACCGGAACAAAAGAUUUAUCAGUCCCGAAACCCGGUCUAUUCUGAUACCCAUACGGGCGACUUGGCCAAGUUUCUAAUGCAAAAUGACCCUCCGCCAAUGGAAAGUAGCCCUAAACCAUUCUUCUUGAAUCAGCAAAUGAGAAACGAAACAAGCUCCUUUCACAAGAUUUUUGGCCGGAAGAAGACUAAUAUAGUAGCUAAAUAUUGA